AUGACGGCCGCAACGUUGGGUGGAAGCUCUCAUCACGCCGACACGAGCGACGCCGUUCCAGCGCUCAAGCAAUCGUCUCUACAACAACAACAAGACACCGACAAGAAUGACGAAAGUCACUCGUCGUUGGACAAGGACACGGUCAACUCCACCUCUAGUAGUGGCAGCAGCAGUGGACUCUUGAGUAGCAUCAGCACGAACAACACUGACGACCAUGGCGCUGGAAGCGGAGGCAACCAAGCGGCGGACGACCAAGAAGAAGACAGCGAAGCUGCGGAGUUCGCCAGUGACGACGCAGAGUGCGGGUUUACUGCAGCCAGCAAAGCUGUAAAACACGAAGACGCACUGCUUGAUUUUCAAGAUGAAAAGAAAGCUCUCUCUCGGGCUGUCCAGGACGAAGAGGUGGUCUUUCUUGAGGACGAGGAACCAGCAGCCGCUGCCCCUGCCACAACCAAGCGCAGUGUGUCUCCACCACCUUCCAUGCCCAUCACAGCGGCUACUGCCAACCGAAAAACCAGCCCACCAACCACCAACAGACUCAUGGAUCCCAAAGAAGAGGAAUGGCUCCUCCGACAGGAAAUGCUCAGAGCCAACCACCGUCAGCUCCAAGUCUCGGGACAUGGCCGUCCGGCUAUGCCUGGAACCACCGCCACGGCCCCAACCACUGCCACCAGGAAGAAAACGCCUCCACCAGCCCGUCAGGCCACGAUGGAUCCAAAGGAAGAAGAACGACAGCUCAGAAAGGAAAUGCUGGGCCUGUCCAACCACAACUUGCCUGGUGCUGCCGUCACCACGCGAACUGUUCUUCCCCCGCCAGCCAAGAAGAUGGAUCCCAAGGAAGAGGAGAGACAACUUCGAAGGGAAAUGCUGAGCCAACGACACAUGCAGGUCUCCGAUCGCAAGCUACCUGGUGCUGUGGCGAACACUGUCACUGCUGUUUCUGCACCUCCCACGGCUGGCCAAAAGAAGAGUCCUCCACCACCACCAAAGAAAAUGGAUCCAAAGGAAGAGGAAAAACAACUUCGCAGGGAAAUGUUGAGUCAACGACACAUGCAAGUCUCCGAUCGCAAGCUAUCUGGUGUUGUGGCCAACACCACAGCAAUGGCAGUCUCGGCCCCUCCCACUGCUAACAGGAAGCAGAGUCCUCCACCACCACCAUCCAGGAAGAGGGACCCCAAGGAGGAGGAGCGACAACUUCGCAAGGAAAUGCUUAGCUUGUCAAACCACAACUUGCCAGGAGCAGCUGUCACCACUCGAGCUGCUCCUACACCACCCAAGAAGAUGGACCCCAAGGAAGAGGAACGACAGCUUCCAACAGCACCCACAGCCAACAGGAAAAGUCCUCCUCCCCCGCCACCAUCAAAGAAGAUGGAUUCCAAGGAAGAGGAACGACAGCUUCGAAGGGAGAUGCUGAGCAUGUCAAACCACAACUUGCCAGGAGCAGCUGUCACCGCGCGAACUGCUCCACCGCCACCAAAGAAGAUGGACCCGAAGGAGGAGGAACGGCAACUUCGCAGGGAAAUGUUGAGCCAAAGGCACAUGCAAGUCUCUGAUCGCAAGUUGCCUGGUGUUGGGGCCAACACCACAGCAACAGCAGUUUCUGCCCCUCCCACAGCCAACUUAAAGAAGAGUCCUCCGCCACCAAAGAAGAUGGACCCCAAGGAAGAGGAACGACACCUUCGUAGGGAAAUGCUUAGUCAAAGACACAUGCAAGUCUCUGAUCGCAAACUUCCCGGUGCUGUGGCAAACACCGUCGCUCCUGUUUCUGCACCUCCCACGGCUGGCCAAAAGAAGAGUCCUCCACCACCGCCCAAGAAAAUGGAUCCAAAGGAAGAGGAAAGGCAACUUCGCAGGGAAAUGCUGAGCAUGUCAAACCACAACUUGCCAGGAGCUGCCGUCACGACUCAAGCUCCUCCGCCACCCAAGAAGAUGGACCCCAAAGAAGAGGAACGACAGCUUCGUAGGGAAAUGCUUAGUCAGAGGCACAUGCAAGUGUCAGAUCGCAAGUUGCCUGGAGCAGCAGUUGCUGCUCAAGCUCCUCCUGCUCCAUCGCCCCCAAAUAAUCCAAAGGAACAAGAACGACAGCUCCGAAGAGAAAUGCUUAGCCAACGACACAUGCAAGUCUCUGAUCGCAAACUUCCCGGUGCUGUGGCCAACACAUCAUCACCACCAAAGACAGUGAAUCCCAAGGAAGAAGAACGACAGCUUCGCAAGGAAAUGCUCAGCCAACGGCACUUGCAAGUAUCGGAUCGCAAGUUACCUGGUGCUGUGGCCAACACUGCCAGUGCUGUUGCGGCACCUCCUGCUGCUAGGCAAAAGAAGAGUCCUCCUCAGCCACCAAAGAAGAUGGAUCCAAAGGAGGAAGAGAGACGACUGAGGAAGGAAAUGCUCAGCACCUCAAACCACAACUUGCCUGGGGCUGCAGUCACUGCUCCCAGUGCCACCAAAUUGGUCCCAUCUCGUACCAAGAGUGCCGAAGGUUCCGUUGUCUCCAUGGCAUCUUCCAACGAUGACACCAGCGUGGUCACGUCGCCCGAAACAGCAACCAAGCCGAAAAGGAAGAGGAAAAAGAAGAACAGGUCUCCUCGUACCAGAAGCUCUGACGGUGCUACAAAGGAAGAAAUUGGGCGACUUCGCAAACAAAUGCUGCGGACUGCCACCAGCGAACGGCACAUGGCGGCGAGGGCUCCUCCAACGGCCAAAUCGAUGCCUCCUCGAUCGAGGAGUUCGAACGGCGACUCCAAGGAAGUAUUUCAUGCGGCAAGGCAGGCCCUCAUGUCAGACCGCGCUUUGAUGAGCACCGCGCCUCCUUCGGUUUCCGUCAACAGCAGCAAGGAAGACGAGCGCCAGUUGCGAAAUGAGAUGAUACAAGCGUCGACGAGGAGCCCACGUAACAGCAUGGACGUGUCAUCGUCCACCGCGAUCACUGCGCCGCCCUCUGCAGGCGUCAUGCCAACUUCUCCACCGAAGGCAUCUGCAGCCCCGUAUGCGGCACUAUCAGCCAAGGAGCAAGAGAAACAACUCCGAAAAGAAAUGCUGCAGGCAAACAGCCAACGGAGCCUACUCACCGUUGCUAUAGUGGCCCCUGUUGCCAGUAUUCCUUCUUCGUCCUCGUCAUCCAAUGCUACCACACAGCUCUCCGUGAAGGAACAAGAGAGGCAGCUACGGAAGGAAAUGCUGGAAGCCAGGCAAAUUUCAGACAGGAAGUUGUCAGCAACAGCCAGUUCACCGGUCGUUUCCAGGCCAUCGCAGAAGCUCUCCGCGAAGGAACAAGAGAAGCAGCUGCGCAAAGAAAUGCUGCAAACGACGCAAGUGUCGGAUAGGAAACUAGCUCCAUCGUCGGCGGAGUCUGCCGCGAGCGCCCCGCCGUCUGCGACCACGAAGAAGGCGCCGCCGUCAGCUCCCAUGAAGUGUCCCCCAGCUUCAUCAGGACCGUCCGCGAAGGAAGAGGAGAGACAGCUGAGAAAGGAGAUGCUACUUCAAGCAAGCCAGCGAAACGUGGAAGAAGCGACUUUGGCUGCCGGUCCCUCGCUCAAGAAGGCUCCUCCAAAAGCCGCUUUAUCUUCGAAGGAAGAAGAAAGGCAGCUUCGGAAGGAAAUGUUGCAAGUCAGCCAGAGACACAUGCAAGUAUCUGACCGCAAACUGGCUGCAGCUGAACCACCCAAGGGAACUUUCGAUGUGUCACCCAAAGACCGAGAACAAGUACUGCGACAGGCAAUCUUGCAUGCCAGCAAGCAAGCAUCGGAUCGCAAGUUGAGUGCCAGUGCUGCCGCCACUGCGAGAAGCACCUAUAUCGGCGAUGGAACGGGUCUGUCGACUGAAGAACAAGAGCGGCAACUACGGAAGCAGAUGCUUGAAACCAGCCAGAGAAACAUGCAAGUUUCAGAUCGCAAGUUGAGUGCUUCCACUUCCAGUCCAACUGAUGGCAAAGAACGGGAACGACAGCUGCGAAAAGAAAUGGUUCGGGCAAGCCAGAGAAAUUUACAAGUGUCGGAUCGCAAGUUGAGUGCGUUGCCUUCUGCUGGUGCUGAAGAUCUCAAAGAAAGGGAGCGCAAGCUUCGCAAGGAGAUAAUUCAAGCUAGCCAGAGGAACACGAAUGUUCCCGACCGUGAGCUCCACCACAGCAACCACUCUACUGGUGGGCAUUCAAUAAGCCAUUCCCCGCCUCGUUCACCUAUGCCUUCGCCUGGAGGAAUUUCGCCAAAGGACGACGCGUUGGCGAAAGAACGAGAACGUCAGUAUAGGAGGGACUUCCGUCAGGCUCAUUCAUCGUCGAUGAGAGAGAUGCGUGUGUCCCCGAAGAAGUCUCCCAAGAAGAGGUCGAAGAAGAAACGACGCGGGAGCAGUCGCCAGCUUGGCGAGUUUCUUGAACGCCAAGAGUCGACACGGGCAGGCCGCGCUGCUACUGUCGUGGGAUUCGGGGCGGCAUCGGCUGAGGGAUCCGUGGCGGAUUCAGGUGCUGGACCGGCUGCAUCAGCCUCCGUUGCUCACACUGUCGCGGAUCCGCAGCUCAUGGCUGAGAAGGAGCGCGAGAAGAACUUUCGUAGAGCUUUCGUACAGGCAACCCAAGCCAGCCAACGUAGCAUGCAGGUGGAAGCAGCUGCUGGAGGAACAGCUCGACAGCAUGGCCAUCCCGGCGGUAUGCAGUCAGAGAAAGAUCGAGAGCGCCUUUUCCGAAAAGACUACAUCCGAGCAAGUGAAAGAAGCCUUCAAAAUGUUGAACCUGCUCGCCCUUCCCUUGCUACUGCAAGGGCAGCAAGUGUUGCUGAUAUGCAGUUGAACAAGGAAAGAGAACGCCUUUUCCGCAAGGAAUACAUCCGGGCAAGUGAACGCAGCCUUCAGGAUGUGGAAGCCCCUCGACCCUCAUUGACCACGGUUGCAACAGCGUACACUCAGAACGAUCAACUGGAUAAGGAACGAGAACGUCUUUUCCGAAAAGACUACAUCCGAGCAAGCGAAAGAAGCCUUCUUCAAGAUGUAGAACUGUCUCGCCCAUCUCUUGCCUCUGCAAGAGCUGCAAGUGUAGCGGACAUGCAAUUGGACAAGGAGAGAGAACGCCGCUUCCGGAAGGAUUAUAUUCGUGCAAGUGAACGGAGUCUUCAACAGGAUGUUGAACCUGCUCGCCCCUCUCUUGCAGCAAGAGCAGCAAGUGUCGCCGACAUGCAGUUGGACAAGGAACGAGAACGCCGUUUCCGCAAGGAUUACAUCCGGGCAAGUGAACGCAGCCUUCAGGAUGCAGAAUCUGCUCGUCCAUCUUUGGCUUCUGCAAGGGCAGCAAGCGUAGCUGAUAUGUCAGAGAAAGAACGUGAGCGCCAGUACCGCAAACACUACCUGCAAGCUAGCCAAAGGAGUCUUAUGGACCAUGAAAUGGAUCUGCAUGCAGAAGCCGCAGCUGCUGCUGCAGCAGCUGCACGGCUCAAGAAGAAAAAGAAGAAGAAGAAAAAGAAGAAGCGAGCAUUUCAAUUGGCCGACUUUUUGGAGCGAAGUAGUAGCGCGGCGAACCUUGCUCCCGUUGGAGAGAACUCGAUGGUCUCGUCCAUGAUCUCUUCGGAAAUGGACGGAAGUGCUUUCGUCGGGCGCGCUUCAAAAACUGUCGCUGGUGGUGACCUCCACGACGCUAAAGAACGAGAGCGUCAAUUCCGCAAGGACCUCCUUAGCGGUAGUCAGCACAGUUUGCAGGAUGAGCCACGCCGGGCGAAACACUCGAAGAGUUCCAAUCGCAGUUCUACGCGAAGCCUGGGAGAGUAUCUGGAAGAGCAGACAACUACCACUGGCGCUCUUUCAGUUUCCCACGAUGGCCUGACUGCGGAAUGUUCUGUUGAAGAAUCGUACGCGUCCGAGCAGUACUUAUCCCCAAGACACACGAACGAAGCGUCGCCACCAUCGGCAGUUCGUGAAGAUGUCAAUACAGAAGACUCCAUGGUUCCUGGCGAGAUCGUCGCAGACCAAGGAAUGGACGACAGCAGUGUCACCAACUGUAGUUACAGUGAGCCAUACUCACGCAAAGCGUCGUCAGUCGCGUCGUCAAAGCUAGUCUUCAAGACAGCUCGGGAGCGCAUGAAGGAGUGGAUGACAGAAUCGAAUGAUCCUCGAAACAGCAGCAACGAGGAACCUGCCGAUGGCACUGUGCCGGUCAUCCUGGGCGGUGCCUCUUCUGACAGAAUGUUUGACGUGGAAAGUCAAGCUGAGACAGCAAGCGAGCUUGACUUGCAGAAGAGACCUUCUCUCGAUCAGGCGUCCCUUAGAGAAGCCAGAGAGAACGAGAAGCAGGGAAUGUCUCGAGGCCGAUCCUACUCCAAGAUUUCCAGCGAUGUCUUGAGUAAGAUGGGUGAAUCUGACCGGAGUCUGGUAGGCGCCCCUUCUCUUGCCGUUCACGAUGCAUCAGCCCUACGCGAAGCAAGGGAGAACGAGAAGAUGGGAAUGCAAAGGGGUCGCUCCUACAAAACAAUCUCGAAUGAAAUCAUGAAGAACAUGAAUGAGUCCGAGCGUAGCUUGAAUACAACGUCGCCUGCAGCUGUCAAUCAAUCCAGCGUCCUUUUUGCCGGCCAGCUAGUGACAAGGACUUCCAUGAGACAAGUUGUCCAAGAAUCAGAUCUUCAAAAGGAUAACAGCUUGUCACCCCAACACAAGCCCUCGGCGCCUUUCAUUCCUGAAACAGCUGCCCGGGAGAGCUCGGAAAGCAGUGAUAAUGAUUUGUCGCAGCAAGACCGGGAGAGCAGCAGUGGAGGCGAAGAAUAUGUUGCCGCUCCUGUCGAAUUCACGCCGGAAUUCACAGUCUGCAGACCUAACAACUCCGUGAUCGGUGCACCUUCUUUGGAUGACGACCCUCUGCUUACAAUGCGAAGAAUCUUCAGUGAGAGCGAUUCCGACGAGUCGGAUUAUGACCCCAACCCGGCCAACGAUACUAGCAUGUCGGAAUACGAGUCGGACAGUGGACACGAUGAUGGUGCCAGUGGCAGCUCGUACGAUAGCGACAGCAGUGGUUCCUACGAAACCGAUUCCAGCUACGACGACGAUGACGACUACUAUAUGGACAGGAGCAAAGCAAAGCAACGAAGAGACCGAGAAAUGACUGAGGCCUACGCAGCGAUGGCUGCUGCUGACGGUCGGAUGGCGCCAGAUCCAGUCUCUAGAACGAAGCACUUGCCAACAGCAGCCAUGACCGUGGUGCGCGCCUUCAGUGAGGGGGACGAAGAGAAAGACAAGAAAGAUGAAAACCCAGAAGGUUCGUAUGGAGACCAAUCGUCGAAACAUCGCGACCCUAAUUCUCUGGCAGCGCUUCCUGGUGCAUAUUCAAGAACGCCUGGGAGUUUGGUACGAAAUCCAACCAUCUCGUAUUCUUUGGUCGGAGCCGGUGAGGAUAGCCCGCCAGAACCGCUCCCAACCGUCGAUGAUGAUGACAACGACUGCCUCUCUGUCAUUGACGAGGGAGAAAUGUCUGACGGAACGGCUUCAUUGGAUGGGUCCAUUGAACCAUUUGUCAUGGACCACAACGAUACCGGACUUGUUGAGGCGAUUGCGAUUGAAGAAGACUAUCUGGAAGAAGGCGUGGUGGAAGCGGCGCCGAUAGAUUUGGCAGCCAAAGAAGCCAAGGAAGCCCAACAGGAGAAGACAUACUCACGAUGCAAGAGGUUGUUUGCGAUUGCUGUCAUUCUGGGCAUAAUCGUGAUUGUGGUUUCGGUUGUGUUCGGUAGGAAGAAGAAAGAUGAUAUAACCAUCGAGUAUGCUACGCACCCGCCGACUCCAGCUCCCGCUCCAACGGAGAUGCCAACGCCAGCCCCCGUCACGCCCAGAGACUUCUUGGACGUUCCCAAUAGCACCCUCGAAGCCCUUGAUGACCCCAGCUCCCCUCAGGCACAGGCAUGGGAAUGGAUUUACGAAGACAUUUCGCAUCACCCCGAGUUGUUGUAUCUUGAUUACACUGAAACGAGGAAGUACCAGCGGUUUGCACUGGCGACCCUGUAUUUCGCAACGGAUGGUCAAAAUUGGGAACAGAAUGCUAACUGGCUUGAUCAUUCUGUUCACGAAUGCGAGUGGUUCUAUUUAGCAAACGAGAAGACAAACUGUUACGAAGAUAGGCAGACAUUCAAGGAGAUUUUGCUUUACGGUGGAGGGCUUGUCGGCACAAUCCCACCCGAGAUUUCGUUGCUCUCUGACUUGACCGGCAUUGAUCUGCAGCGCAACAGUUUAUCUGGAACUAUUCCUCCCGGUCUCGACCAGAUCACUGGCCUCGAGUUCCUGGGCCUUGGCGCGCAAUUGCCAGGAUUGACCGGAACUGUCCCGAUUGAGGUGUAUGAGAUAUCUUCGCUUCGUGGCCUUGGACUGCAAGGCAAUUCACUUUCAGGGUCUCUUGCAACUGAAGUGGGCAUGCUAACCAAUCUCGAAGAGCUUUGGCUGAACAGCAACGGGGCUUUCUCCGGCAGUGUUCCCUCCGAGAUUGGUAGACUGACCGCCCUCGCCAGUCUGGCGCUGAACAAUAACGAUAUGAAUGGGACGUUGCCAAGUGAGAUUGGAAGCCUAAGCGCCCUAACAGAAAUCUGGCUUAGCAGCAAUAAGUUUUCAGGAUCUCUUCCCUCGGAAGUUGGUUUGUUGACGAAUUUGUUGAACCUAACCUUGUCGAACAACGGGUUCAGUGAGAACUUGCCAUCGGAAGUUGGACAGCUUACCAGCUUGGAGUGGUUCCGUAUUUACAAGAAUAGCCUCACUGGUGGUGUCCCCAGCGAGAUUGGUUUGUUAUCGAAUCUCCGAGUUGUUUCCUUGGGCUGGAACGAAUUGAGUCAAUCUAUACCAGAAGAGCUUUGGCGGCUGACGGACCUCAUCGAACUUCGCUUGGACACUAACUACUUCACAGGGCCGAUUCCAUCCGGACUGAUGAACCUCACUGACCUCUACACUCUGAGUUUGGCCACCAAUGAAUUCACCGGAACUCUCCCAACGGACAUCUAUUCGCUUACCCGUCUUGAAGAGCUGCUUGUGGGUGCCAAUAUGCUCACAGGGACGGUUGGCACAGAGAUUGGUUUGCUAAGGAACCUAUUUGCGGUUGAUUUGGAUGGGUGCCAGUUCACUGGCACUAUACCUUCGCAACUGUUUUCAGUGCUCCCUCUUCAAGAGCUAUGGUUGUCCAGGAACACAUUCAGCGGUGUUGUCCCUCCAGAGUUGUCGUCAUUGACCAAUCUGGUCGACUUGAAACUCGAAGACAAUCUGUUCAAUGAAACUAUUCCAUCAGAGCUUGGCCUGUUGGGAAACAGCCUGCAAAAUCUCACAAUGGGUCUCAACUAUUUUGUGGGUGGUCUGCCUUCCGAGAUUGGCCAACUCACAAACCUGAAGGUGCUUUCUUUCCACGACACACUUAUGUCCGGAACUCUGCCAUCUGAGAUCCUUCUUCUAAACGAAACUCUGGAAGUUCUCGUUGCCUUCAAUGCAGGCAUUUCGGGAUCCCUAUCUUCGGGUCUGGGAGAAUUUUCUUUUAUGGAACAACUACGGCUGGAUAACAACUUCCUAACAGGGCUCAUCCCGACAGAACUUGGCCAAGCUGAAAAUCUGGAGGUUCUCACGCUGAGUCACAACGGACUGAUUGGGAACAUACCAACUGAAUUUGGUUUGCUCACUCGACUCGAGGUCUUCCAAGCUUCUACCAACUUCCUAACUGGGGCAAUCCCUUUUGAGUUAGGCUAUGUGUCAACCUUGAAAGAUCUCCGACUGAAUGUAAACCAGCUAUCAGGCAGCAUUCCAGCAGAAUUGUUUGUUGGAAUUGGAAACCACACCGAGGGUGAACAGCAACUUGUCACUCUUGUCCUCUCUGGCAACAAGCUGAAUCACACCAUACCCGCAGAGAUUGGCCAGGCUCCAAUGCUGAAGAAUGUUGUUCUGAACGAAAAUAAACUGGCAGGCCCCAUACCACCCGAACUCUUUUUGGCUCCGGCACUGGAGGUUUUCCAAGCUUCUUCCAACUUACUCACCGGCGAGAUUCCUUCUGAGAUUGGAAACGCCACAUCCCUCAAAGACCUUUUGUUGAAUUCCAAUGAGCUAGAUGGAGAUUUACCAGACGAGCUGUCGGGUCUUACCAGCUUGAUACGAUUCCACUUGCAUGGGAACGAUGUUACGGGUGGUGUGCCCGAAGGUUUUUGUGCGUUGGCUUGGCAAGAGAUGGUUGUGGACUGCACAGAGCUGCAAUGCACCUGUGGCUGCAUCUGUGCAUAA
Molecule: messenger RNA, 10200 nt
Organism: Seminavis robusta
Lineage: Eukaryota; Bacillariophyta; Bacillariophyceae; Naviculales; Naviculaceae
Source: the annotation of a GenBank genome assembly